AUGUCAAACGCUAAUAAGCCACCUCUUGUAAUUAUCCAUCCCCUUGUGUUGAUCUCAGUAGUAGAUCACUAUAAUCGUAUCAUUUCCAAAACGCAACAACCCAGAGUAGUUGGUGCAUUGUUGGGUGAAAGAAAGGCUGAUGGUGUGAUUGAUAUCACUAACAGUUAUGCUCUCCCAUUUGAGGAGGAUCCAAAGGAUUAGAAUAUUUGGUAUUUGGAUCACAUUUACAAUGAAACACUAUUUGAAUUACAUAGAAAAAUUAACAUAAAUGAGAAGAUAGUUGGAUGGUAUUCUACAGGAUCCAGAUUCAAACCCAAUGACAUUCAAAUCAAUCAAAUAUUUUACAAGUACACAUCUACUCCAAUUUUUGUGAUCAUCGAUGUUCAUCAAUUUGAUCCAUUAUCACUUCCAACUGAAGCCUAUACAUCAGUUGAUGAGAUCUCUAAAUCAGGAGAAAUAAUCUAAAACUUUGUGCACAUCCCCUCCACUGUAUAAGCAUUUGAACCUGAAGAAAUCGGAGUUGAAUAACUUUUAAGAGAAAUCAAUAAUGUAGACACUCAAUCACUUUCAGCCAAAGCAGAACAAAAAAUCAAUGGAGUCAAAGGAAUGAAUAAGAAGAUUGCUCAAAUUUAAUAAUACUUAACUCUCAUUUAAUAAGGCAAAGUCAAACCUAAUUAACUCAUUAUCAACAAUCUACAAGAAAUCCUUAAUUACUUGCCAAAUUUAGGCUCAUAAGACGUAGUUCAAGCAUUCACUACCAAAAACAAUGACAAUAUGUUGACAAUAUAUUUGGCCUCUUUAAUGAGAAGCAUCAUUGCCUAUCACAACUUAAUCAAUAAUUAAGCUUAAUAAGAGAAAAAAGUAAAGUGAUAUUUAGUUCAUAUAUCUAUAUAUUUAUUCCCAUAAAUCAAUAAGAUUUAACAAUA
Molecule: messenger RNA, 926 nt
Organism: Paramecium tetraurelia
Lineage: Eukaryota; Ciliophora; Oligohymenophorea; Peniculida; Parameciidae
Exons: 4
Biological process (GO): proteasome-mediated ubiquitin-dependent protein catabolic process
Cellular component (GO): proteasome complex; proteasome regulatory particle
Molecular function (GO): protein binding; metallopeptidase activity
Source: RefSeq, a predicted model, not a curated record